CUUGGUUAGUAUCUCCUAUUUUUGGCGGUGGUGUUGAAAGUUGUAUUUCUCAUGACUGAUACUAGUACUGUUGAUCCGCGGAACUUGCUAUUGUCAUUGUUAGUGGUAGUAGAUGUUUUUGGAAUGCUUGAAGAAUAGACGCAUGUUGCAGAUCAGUGCUUUUGUUAUGAACAAUGUAUGAGGUGUCAUCUGUAUGAUUUUACUGCUUAUAGUUAAAAAUAAUACCUUGAAGGGCUUUCCUGUUAUGAAAUACGGAGUAUCAAAUAAAUUUUAAUAGCAUGGAGAAGAUAAUGAUAAUUUAUCCAUUUAAAGUAAAGUUGGGUAUAUUCUUUAUGAUGUAAAAUGCCAGUCCACAACUGAAGAGAAAUACAAGCUGUGUUAAGGAGCUUAAAUUGCUGUUGGAGAUCUACUGAAAGAAGUUUCGUCACACUGUAAUACAUUCUGUGGUAUUAAUUGUAGAGACAAUGUUAAUCAGUGUUAUAUGGGUCAUGGUGAGUCUUGGAGAGAAAUGGUACUGUCUACAAUUAUCCAUCUGUAAUACUUGUAUCAAACUUUAAUUGUCUAUGGUUGAUGUACAAUCAUGGACACUUGACUGAACUUCGAUGGUACAAUAAGCAUGUUCAUCAAGUGACCCUUCAUGGUACCAUCAUGGUAUCUUCCAUAAACUUUUAGCGUGGAAAACUGUCAAUUUUAAAACGCAAAUUGAGUUGAUAAACUAGCACAAAAUUCGUCAUUCAAAACUCUCAUUGUCAGCAGCGUCAAGUUACAGACACAAGAUUAAUCUUUGUCAUCUUUCCGUCCCAGAUGAUGGUGGUGGUGGUGGUGGCCACGGUGGCAAUGGCCAUGGCUUACCCAGACCCUGUGAGUCAGUAUGGAUACGGUGGCGGUAGAUUCGGCGGCGGAUUCGGCGGCGGAUUCGGCGGAGGAUUUGGUCGUGGUGGAUUUGGUCGUGGCGGAUUUGGUCAUGGUGGAUUCGGUGGCGGUAGAUUCGGAGGCGGCUUUGGCGGUCAUCAUGGCGGCUUUGGUCAUGGUUAUGGUGGUGGCUUCGGCAAGUAGAGAGGCAGUUGGGCGGCUGGACGGACACAACAACGACACCUGACCCUGAGAAUGACCCCAACAACGAGCCUCGUCUACUGGCGACACACCUGAUGGCCAACUUGUAAACAUCUGCACUAAAGUUAUCUCUCACCAACAUUUAUGAAUAAUAAAUAGAGUCAAACAGA
Messenger RNA from Cherax quadricarinatus, 1223 nucleotides. NCBI's taxonomy places the organism in Eukaryota, Metazoa, Arthropoda, Malacostraca, Decapoda, Parastacidae. The record is from RefSeq and is a predicted model, not a curated record.